AUGUCCUCGCCGCAGAGCGCAGUGCGCCAGAGAGGGCCCAAGGACAGCUCCAACAAGAAGCGUCCGGCGACACCCAACAACGAUGUCACGGCUGCGAUGAACGGCAAGAUUGACGAGACUUUCAACGCGGUCAAGGAUGCGACCAAAGAGACGGUGCAGAAGGACUGGGACCACAAGAUUGCCUUCACCCUCCUCACCAUCCUGGGCUUCUUGACGAGGUUCUGGGGCAUCAGCCAUCCCAACCAGGUCGUUUUUGACGAGGUGCAUUUCGGCAAGUUCGCUUCAUACUACCUCCAACGAACAUACUUCUUCGACGUCCACCCUCCCUUUGGCAAGCUCCUCUUCGCAUUCGCCGGAUGGCUUGUUGGCUACGAUGGAUCUUUCCUCUUUGAAAACAUUGGCGACUCAUACAUUGACAACCAUGUGCCCUACGUGGCAUAUCGAUCGAUGCCUGCGCUCAUGGGAGCUCUCACGGUGUCGGUGGUAUAUCUGAUUAUGUGGGAGUCGGGAUACAGUGUGCCGGCGUGCAUUCUCGCGACUGCCCUGGUACUUUUUGACAACGCGCAUGUUGGCCAGACUCGCUUGAUUCUCCUCGAUGCGACUCUGGUCCUGUUCAUGGCGCUCAGCAUUCUGUGCUACGUCCGCUUCUACAAGCUACGACACGUCCCAUUCUCGAGGAAAUGGUGGAAGUGGCUGCUUCUCACUGGUAUUUCCAUGAGCUGCGUUAUCAGCACCAAAUACGUGGGAGCCUUCACUUUCUUCUCAGUGGGUGUCCCAGUCUUGAUCGAUCUGUGGGAGCUUCUGGAUAUCAACCGCAAACAAGGAUCGCUCAGUCUCCAGGAAUGGGCUCAGCAUUUUGGAGCGCGCAUGGUUGGCCUCAUCAUUGUCCCAUUCCUCAUGUACCUCUUCUGGUUCCAGGUACACUUUGCGAUCCUCUCGCGUUCAGGACCGGGUGAUGAUUUCAUGACGCCGGCUUUCCAGGAGACACUCUCCGACAAUUUGAUGGCGCAGAAUGCGGUGCCCAUUGACUAUUUCGACAACCUUUCCAUGCGGCACAAGGACACAAAGGUGUACCUGCACUCUCAUGUCGACAAGUAUCCCCUGCGCUACGAGGAUGGUCGUAUCUCUUCUCAGGGCCAACAGGUUACCGGAUACCCUCACAACGACACCAACAACCUUUGGCAGAUUAUUCCUUCCACUCAAAUGGAGGGUCGGGGUCACCGCGUAAAGAAUGGCGACAUUGUUCGCUUCAGGCAUUUGGUCACGGACACCUGGCUCCUCACCCACGAUGUGGCUUCUCCUUACCACCCGACCAACCAGGAGUUCACCACUGUGCCUCUCGACCAGGCGAAUGGUGAUCGCUUCAACGACACACUCUUCCAGAUCAAGGUCGACAACGGCAAAGACGGGCAGGAGUUCAAGACCCUUUCCUCUCACUUCAAGCUCAUUCACGUCCCUACCAAGGUGGCAAUGUGGACUCACACGACACCACUCCCAGAAUGGGCAUACAAGCAGGCUGAGAUCAACGGUAAUAAGAAUGCCCUGCAGACUUCCAACUCGUGGUAUGUCGAGGAAGUGCAAGGCAUCGAAGCAGACUCUCCGCGCUUGGUGAAGGAGAUCCGAAAGCCGAAGUCGAUGCCCUUCAUGAAGAAGUACCUCGAGCUUCAGCGGGCCAUGUUCUACCACAACAACGCACUUACAUCCUCGCAUCCAUAUGCAUCGUUCCCCAUUCAGUGGCCCUUCCUCCUCCGUGGCGUGAGCUUCUGGACGGAGGCCACGACCAAACGACAGAUCUACUUCAUGGGCAACCCACUUGGCUGGUGGUUUGCGUCAGCAUUGCUAGCCGUUUUCGCCGGCAUCCUUUUCGCAGACCAGAUGUCUGUGCGUCGUGGAGUCGAUGCGCUUGAUCGGAGAACGCGCUCUCGUCUGUACAACAGCACCGGUUUCUUCUUCCUCGUCUGGGCCGCCCACUACUUCCCCUUCUUCAUCAUGGGCCGUCAGCUGUUCUUGCACCACUACCUGCCAGCUCACUUGGCCAGUGCCCUAGUCGCCGGCGCGGUUGUGGAGUUCAUCUUCAACAUCGAACCACAAGAAGUCGCCAACCUCCCCGCCGGUCAAGCGAUCGUGGAUGGCAAGAAGGGAAGCAAGGCACAGCAGCAACAGCGCAGCAAGCCAAUUCGGGAACGGAUCGCUGGACAAACACUCCUGGCUACAUGGGCUGCAUCCGGCAUCAUCGUUGCCGUUCUUGUCUGGGGCUUCUGGUUCUUCUCGCCACUGACCUACGGCAAGCCUGGAUUGGAGGUUAACCAGGUGCUGGCGAGAAAGUGGCUCAACUAUGACUUCCACUUUGCGAAGUAG
Messenger RNA from Zasmidium cellare ATCC 36951, 2358 nucleotides. Its product is annotated as glycosyltransferase family 39 protein. Gene Ontology annotation, biological process: protein O-linked glycosylation via mannose. Gene Ontology annotation, cellular component: endoplasmic reticulum; membrane. Gene Ontology annotation, molecular function: dolichyl-phosphate-mannose-protein mannosyltransferase activity. The record is from RefSeq and is a predicted model, not a curated record. The coding region runs from base 1 to 2358 and encodes 785 amino acids. NCBI's taxonomy places the organism in Eukaryota, Fungi, Ascomycota, Dothideomycetes, Mycosphaerellales, Mycosphaerellaceae. The transcript has 3 exons.